Messenger RNA from Felis catus (domestic cat), 2278 nucleotides. RefSeq names its product dystrotelin (gene DYTN). Gene Ontology annotation, molecular function: zinc ion binding. The transcript is spliced from 13 exons. Gene Ontology annotation, cellular component: plasma membrane. NCBI's taxonomy places the organism in Eukaryota, Metazoa, Chordata, Mammalia, Carnivora, Felidae. The record is from RefSeq and is a predicted model, not a curated record. Gene Ontology annotation, biological process: synaptic signaling. The coding region runs from base 342 to 2093 and encodes 583 amino acids.
UCUCCUACACAUGAAAGUAAUGCAGAAAUAGCCAUUGAAACAGAGAUGUAGGAGUAGCCUUAAAUUAUUCAAGAUCUUUAUUACUAAUGAAUGCACUUUUGUGAGGCCUUAAAAAGGGUGCAACCUCAAUGUCAUUGUUUUAGAGGCAAUUGCUGCGCAGUCAGAACAAGACAUCAGCUCUCCAUAGGAAUGCCACGUCUGGAAAUCUGUUAUGACUCAGCUUUUCCCUCUUUCAAAACUGCCGAGUAACCUACACGGACUGUUUGCUAAACUGCUUCUUCCAUAAAGUCCGAAAGUUCCAGGGGCCCUCUUACCAACUGCCAUUCUAAGAAAUUCCUGAAAUGGAUCCAGAUAAACAAGAUGCGCUUAACAGUAUUGAGAAUUCCAUUUACAGAACAGCCUUCAAAUUACGAUCAGUGCAAACUCUGUGCCAGUUGGACUUGAUGGACAGCUCUCUGAUUCAGCACGUCCUCCUACGUCACAGUUUCUGGGAAGCAAGAGAGAGCCCCCUCUCUGUGCAACACCUCUUUAAGGCUCUUCAGGAGCUGUUUCAGAGAGUCAGGGCGGAAAAUCCAGGACAGGUGCAUCCCAGAGCUUCAGAACUCACUCUGAGCCUUCUCACAGCGAUGUAUGACAGCACGGGAACGGGCUUGCUCAAGCUGGCACCUGUGGCUGCUGCCCUGAUUGCUCUCUGCGGGGACAGCCCUCUUACGAAAUACAGAGCUCUUUUUCAGCUCUAUGCAGAAAAUAACAGGGGAGGUUAUGAUUCUGGGGCACGCAUGACUCGAAGGGUUUUGAGAAACCUACUAACAGAUCUACAGCAGAUCCCAACUGUUGUAGGGGAGAGUCGUGCUCUGUGCUCUGUGGAAAGUGCCACCCGCAGCUGUUUCCAAGGGGUGUUAAGCCCAACAAUCAAAGAAGAAAAAUUCCUCUCUUGGUUACAGUCUGAGCCUCCCAUCCUCCUGUGGCUCCCAACCUGCUAUCGGUUAUCUGCCACUGAAAUGGUCACUCACCCUGUUCGGUGUAGAAUCUGCAGGAACUUCCCAAUCACUGGACUGAGAUACCGCUGUCUGAAGUGUCUCGACUUUGACAUCUGCCAGGCGUGUUUCUUAUCUGGUCUUCACAGCAGGUCCCACCAGAAGGCCCCUCCUGUGUUUGAGCAUUGCGUCCAGCAGAUGUCAGCAAAGGAGAAUACAAAAUUCCUCCUCAGGACCCUCAGAAACAACCUGCUCCAAGGGCGCUGUGGGAGAAAAGAAGCUUUAAGAAGGCGGUGGCUCCUGGACCAGGUGACCCCAAAGAACAUGGCUGACCACGCAGAGGCCAGAGUCCUUAAAAAACAGUUAAACCGAUACAAAGACAAGUUGCAAGCCAUAUAUGCCGCCCAGAAAGAAAAAAGUUGCCGAUUUGAAACAAAGAUUCACCAACUCACGGCCAACCAGGAUAGUCUGUGGACCCAGCUACAGCAGAUGGGGCAGCAUCUACAGGUAAUGUUGCAGCCACUCCACCCUUCAUCUUCUUCCUGUCAAAAUGCGAUUUCCAAGGGUGACCACGGAAAGGUUGGAAGGUUUUGGAGGGGAGGAGAUUCUUCCCAGGUCACAAAUGCCACCGAAGCCUGUUCAGAAUGGGAACCUCUCGCUUACCCAACCAUGAUUGACAAAAGUCAGCAAAGUCAAGCAAAUGCAGAGCGUGCUGUACCAAAUUCAGAACCCCCAGAGGCCCUUUUGCCGCCGAAGUCAACACAAAGCAGCAGGGCACAAAGCCAAGCACCAAAGACCUCAAAGGAAAUCUUUAGCUCCUUACCCGGUUCUCAGGAAGGAUCGCUGCAGGACACCCCCCAUUUGGCUCCUGAAAUGAGCAGUCAUGCUCUGGCAACUGCAGACAGAAAAGAGAUGCCUAACAUCCAGGAGGGAAAGGAUGAGCUAGAGGAAAAGGAACUGCAAGAACUGUUGUCAAAACUUACAGAUGCCUUCACUCUAGAAGUGCCACCAGGCCCGCAAUCUUCGGUAAACAUGGACCUGUAUUGUGGAGCUGAGCGGCUGUGCAGGGCCUUCUCUGCCCUUGUCGAUCAAAUCACUUUGUCCAACUUGAAGUGAUAAGGAGUCCAGGCCCAAGGACCCCUUGGAUGAUGAUGAAACAUAUUUUCAAAAUCUAUACUAAAAGAAUUAAGCCUUUUACCUCUCCAUAAUCUGGUGUGAAAUGUGAAGAAAAUAAGUUUUAUUUUUUUCAUCUCCCUACUCACGUAUCUCAGUCCUGCAGUUCAGACUAAAACCCCGGGAGU